This is a messenger RNA of Synchiropus splendidus (mandarinfish), 2100 nucleotides long. It is a transcript of the gene hmox2b, whose product is annotated as heme oxygenase 2b. Gene Ontology annotation, biological process: heme oxidation; response to oxidative stress; heme catabolic process. Lineage: Eukaryota; Metazoa; Chordata; Actinopteri; Syngnathiformes; Callionymidae. Gene Ontology annotation, molecular function: heme oxygenase (decyclizing) activity; heme binding. The coding region runs from base 31 to 1071 and encodes 346 amino acids. The transcript has 6 exons. The record is from RefSeq and is a predicted model, not a curated record.
UGCAACAAAAAAAGUAACAGUCACAGACCCAUGAACGCAUCAAGCCGACGCAGGACCAGCUUUCGCGCAUGCGCUCUGGACUACAGAAGCGUAUUAGUUAACUGGACCGGCAGACUGAAGGGAAAUAAGCAGCCAGAAGCCAUGGAGACAACACCAGCGAAGUCAAAUGGAGCUGGUCCUGUACAUGAGGAUAAAGAAGAGAAGCCCAGUCCUGAUGAUCUCUCAGAGGUGUUGGCAGCAGGGACAAAGGACGUUCAUGAAAAAGCAGAAAACACACAGUUUGUGAAGGAUUUCCUUCGAGGACGCAUUCGUAAGGAACUUUUCAAGCUUGGUGCGGUGGCGCUCUACUACACAUACACAGCAAUAGAGGAGGAAAUGGAAAGGAACAAGGACCACCCUCAAAUCGCCCCAAUCUAUUUCCCGUCAGAGCUGCACCGCCAUGAUGCUCUGGGCCGAGACCUCCAGUACUUCUAUGGCCAUGACUGGCAGGACCAGAUCAGCUGCUCACAGGCCACCCAGCACUAUGUGGAGCGGAUCCACCAGGUUGGGCGGGAUGACCCGGUGCUGCUGGUGGCUCACGCCUACACCCGCUACAUGGGGGACCUGUCAGGCGGACAGGUGCUGAAGAAAGUGGCGCAGAGAGCUUUGAAGCUCCCCAGCACCGGAGAAGGACUGGAAUUUUAUCAGUUUGAUGCCAUCCAUAGUGCCAAAGCAUUCAAGCAGCUGUACCGAAGUCGGAUGAACGAAAUAGAACUGGACAGUGCGACGAAGAAGAAGCUUGUGGACGAGGCGGUCAAGGCUUUCCACUUUAACAUGGAGGUGUUUGAGGAGUUGGAGGAAAUCGGCAAAACCAUUAAGGACGAAGUUUUAGAUGCCGGGAUGCCAGUCCAUGGAGAGAUGGGUGGAGACAUCAGCAAAUGUCCUUACUAUGCGGCGAAAAUGGCGGCGACCGGUGGAACUGCAUACGCCUGUCAGGUUGCCAUGGCGAUGCUCCGGAACCCAACAGGCCAGGUCCUGUUCGCCACCUGGUUCGCGGCUCUGGCCGGGCUGGCUGCUUGGUAUCUCAUGUGAUCCAUCUGCUGCUGUGAGAGAAACGAUAAAGGAUGCGGAUGCACAAACUCAGCGAUCAUUUCAGACCAAACCCAUCUGGAUGCCUCAAAAAAAAAAACCCUUACCUGCCGUUGGAAAUAACUUUGUCCUUGCGCUCCGAUUGGUCCUCUGGCUUGUAAAAGUCUACCUCCUUCAGACUCUCCUGCGUCCUGCCAUCCAUCAUGUUAGGAAGCUGCCUCCCGAUUUCAACUUUCAAAGGCAAUAGUGGCUAGAUAGGAAGUCAUGAGGACUCUAGUGUUUUGCUUUUAGCCUAGCAGGUUAUUUGACAGUAUAAAAUGUUAUUACCACGUCCUUAAAAUGUGAUGCACGUCUCUACAUUUAUGUAGGAAACUGGCCUGUUCGUAGAUUAAAACAUGAUUCACUUAUUCAGUCAGAUACUGAUGCACGUUCUGCAUACUCCGCUUAACUCAACGCUGCCUGUUUGAGCUGCUACUAAAUAUUCAUGCCCGCGACCCGUUUAAAUGGCCAAACUACACAUCUAAAGCUCAGUUUUGGUGGCUUUAUUUUCAGUGUGUGAUUUGUGGAUGUCACUGAAACGGUUUUAUUUAUUCAGUCAUGAUGCAUAUAUCGAGUGUUUUUAGCACUCCUUUCACAAUAUACUGGGAAAUCGUGUUCUGUACAUAUGCAAUGGAGUAUUGUGGUUCAAUUAUUCUGACUUUGACGGACGCCAUUUUCAUCAUGUGACUGCGGUUCUGGUACAGGGCAUCCCACAAGUGGAUGUUUCAUGUUCCUCUUGUGACGCUGGUUUUGUUUGUUCCAAAAGACGGAAGUGAUUGUGUGUUUCAGUAUUGAAGAGACUCAGGUUUAUAUUUGUGACAUGGGAUCUUGAUGAAUUGCACAAGUGGGAUGAUGUGUACGGGCAGUUUUGAAGAUUUUAAAUCAAAAUGUCAUUUAUUUUCAUCUUUUUGAAAAAGCUUUAAUGCCCUAUGUGCUCCCGAUAUAUAAAAUGCAUCGCACCGUGAUGCCCCAUGAAUAAAAAAAGUCUACUAA